Messenger RNA from Diorhabda carinulata, 699 nucleotides. RefSeq lists its product as uncharacterized. The transcript is spliced from 2 exons. Bases 1 to 654 code for a protein of 217 amino acids. The record is from RefSeq and is a predicted model, not a curated record. Lineage: Eukaryota; Metazoa; Arthropoda; Insecta; Coleoptera; Chrysomelidae.
AUGGUUAAACUACGCUCAAAGCAUAGUUUAUCAGAGCAAAUAGGUUCACCUGAAGUAGAAACAGUUAACAUCUCCAUACCAUCAACUUCAAAAUUGAUUUGUGAAGAAGUUUUACCAGUUUCUUCAUCUAAACUUAUUACACCAGAACAAAAUAUGCAAUCCCAGGUCAUGAUGUGUACUCCAACAAAAAUUUCAAGUUUAAACAAAUCCACAAGAUUGCUUUCUAGCAUCGGUGUAAGAAAAGCUUCGGAACUAACACCAAAAGCAAAAAAGCUCUAUAGGGUAGCUUCCAGUCUUCCACCUUCUACCAAUUUCAAUAAAAUUUUCAAUAAAUGUAUAUUUUUAUUAAGUAACAUUUUGCCCCAAUUAUGUCACUUGGCAAACAUUACCUCAGUGUUGAGAUCAUUAUUGAAAAAUGAAUUUACAGAGGAUGUUUUUCGUUGUGAAGAUCAUGAUACGUUCAAAUCGUUUCUUUAUUAUGUUUCCAAAUUUCAUUUAUUUGUAUGGUUGAAAAACAUUAAUAAGAUUGUGAAAGGGAAACAAAAAGUUGAAAAAUCAUCAGAUAAGAUGAAAAUAUAUGCUGCACAAAAAUUUGAAAAGCAAUUAAAAUAUUCAAAAAAAAUGAAAAAUCUCAAAUGUUUGAAUAUAAUUUAAGUACCUAUCUAGUUAUAUACUUAGUGUUAAUAAAAAUAUAUUGUA